Messenger RNA from Venturia canescens, 8262 nucleotides. RefSeq names its product GRAM domain-containing protein 2B-like. Bases 1976 to 3976 code for a protein of 666 amino acids. Gene Ontology annotation, molecular function: sterol transfer activity; sterol binding. Gene Ontology annotation, cellular component: endoplasmic reticulum membrane; plasma membrane; endoplasmic reticulum-plasma membrane contact site. Gene Ontology annotation, biological process: intracellular sterol transport. The record is from RefSeq and is a predicted model, not a curated record. Lineage: Eukaryota; Metazoa; Arthropoda; Insecta; Hymenoptera; Ichneumonidae. The transcript has 8 exons.
CUAUAGAUUUCUGAGAUAUUUUUCCACAAAAAAACGCAGCUUUAGAUGCGUUUGUCAAAAAAAAAAAACUAUUCAAAAUUUUACAUUUUUCUUGACAGCUCCAAAAUUUUGGGACAAUUUUUUUCAACUUUUCUCAGAGGCUUUGAAAUAGAAGAGAAUUUUUGUCAACUUUAGAGCUACCACCCCAAUCGAUCAACUCAAAAGAUACAGCGAUGAAAGAUAAAAGUGGCUACCAAGAAAUGGGACAGCCAUCGUUAUUCCUAAAACCAUAAAUUUUGUAUCAAGCAUUUUUCCACUUUGAACAUAUAUUUGGAAUGAUUCAAAUCCCAAUUAUUUUUCUGGUAAAUGUUUCGUGAAAAAGAAACAGAUUUUUUUACGUGGCGAUGCAUAUGUGUCGAGAGGUUUUAAAAAAUUCACGAAAACAGAAAAAUAACAAAAACUUGGCAUUUUCUUGAAACACACUGCUCUCGAAAUGGGUACUAAAGACACGAUUAGAACUUUUUUGAGGUCGGUGACAACCCCGCUGUUUUAAAAUCGAUCUCCAUUUUUCUAUAGUUAUUACGAAAAAAUCGUUACCGUUUUACAUAAAAACUUUUUUUUUUUACAUAAAAAAACGACUUUGAAGUUUAAACGAUCACCGACGACUCGGAGUUUAACGUAUCCGAUUUUUAGAUUUCAGGUAAACCGUUUAAGCUGAAGUGUCACUGCCUAACGUGAAAAGCUCUUCUAAAUCGUUACUUCCGAAAGUUUUUUCGGCAGCCAGUUCCCGCCAACGAGUCCAUCAUCUGUGUGCGACGUUUGUUUCGUCUAAAGUAAAUGAAUUCGAAAUGACGACAAAAAACGCGAAACUCGUUCGAAAAUUGACGUUUAUAUAAUGAUGAUGAUCAUCGUUGCUGUAGAACUUUAAGCGAUUUCUCCAUAUUCGAGGAUACCUCGAAUUUUUUCCUUUGACAGAAAUCAAAAACAGCUUUGAGUUCAUCGUUUUCCCAUUUCUGUUGGCCGAAAUGUUGACACUUGUUUUUUUCGUCCGAGGCGACACCUACGCGGUUAUUCUCGAGCUGGAACGUACACUGAGUUGUUUAUAGAUUUCUAGAUCGUCGAACCAAUUUUUUCAAUAAUAGAACUCAGGCGAGAUUCUUCGUUCAGUAGAUUACAGUGGUAACGACCUUACACAAAACCUGUCACGAGCAAAAUUGAGGUCACAGCUAAUAAUUUAUUAUUUACUCAGGCAUCACUUGUUCGAUUGUGUGCAAAACUCGCAUACAGCAUUGUCGAUGAACGAAUGGAGAAGAGCAUGCGAGCGCGUGGAAGGAUUAUUUUUAGAUCGUCAUGAUUAUUUCGCGACAUAACCUUUCGCGUUCGCGCAUAUAUAAUUUAGUAAUUUGCCAAAGCGUGUUUGUCGAGGUAUGACGCGUUUUGUUGUGACGUUCGUUUGACUCUGGCACACGAAACUAUCGCAAAGCAAAUGUAGCACAAAAAUAAACUUUCGUCUUUUCGACUUCACGCACAGUGUUGCAGGAGAUGGUUGAGAGCUUGACGCGUUUUUUUCUCGUUAGAGGGACCUCCGAAGGUCCGUUCAGCAAGUUUAUUCAUUCCACACAAAUAAGCAUAUGAGAAAACGAGAAUAAAAACAAAUGUUCGAUAAUAAAUUUGUAAUUUGAUGUAUGAAUGAAGCGUCUCGCCUUCUUUUAAUUCGUGAUUCAACGCGGUGAAUCACGACUCGGCCAUACGUGUAUUUAAGUUUUACGAUCGCAGUCACACAGGAUCUGUGGCGCCAUCCAGUGGUUUAAAAGUCAUUUUAAAAUUAUCGUGCUAGUGCGGUAUUUGUAUUAGUAUAAAGUUGUAUGUCUACUUUAUCAAUGAAACCGGAAAUUUGCCAAACUGGUAUUUACACGUAAUUUUUUAAGCACGUUCUCGCGCUUCGUUUCAAGGUUAUUUUGAACGAGAGAGUGUGAUUUUGAAAAAUGUGUCGACUAUGAUUACGCCGCCGAGUGAUAGUUCGAACGGGUUGUCAACGCCUGGAAAUAUACGCCGAGGCAAUAGCCUCAAUAUUGCCGUUUUAAAAGUUAAUGAAGAUGAAGAAUUGGGCGGCGAGUUACGGCGCACGGGCUCCCUCAGAUUAUCUCGCAGCUCGGAGAGCCCAGCACCGGAUCGUACAAGCCGCAAAGAUGAGCAUGAAAAUAAUGAGCUCGGAAGGAACGAGGCUGAUAGCAGAAAUCUGCUCGCCGUGCCGGAUGAUAAUACGAGGUCGAAGCAGCAGCAGCAGCAAGAACAAAAGGAUACGACAGCAUCGACCGUUAGUGUCGUCGUUCCUGAGGCCGGAGGAUCCCCAUCUCGUCGGGCUGCGAGACCGACGAGACAUUCAGCACCUGCGACUGUCGCACCUGCGCCUGAAUACCUCGCACGCAGUCUUCUUCAGCUCGGAUGUCCGGUCGUAUCGAUGCCGAAACCCCGUGGCGGAGUCGGGUCGGAGCAUAAUCCCCAAGCCAGCAGCGACAGCGAUGACUCCACGACCUCCCAUCAUGCUCACCACCCACAGCACCAAUCCAACAACCAGCAUCAGGCGAGCCAUGCCCACCAAACCCAGGGACAACAAACGACGAUGCACGCCGGCUAUGGAUUGCCGAAGGUUCAGGUCUCCGGACCACCAAACACGCCUGAAUCUUUGUACACCAACGGAUCUGCUGGAUCCAUAGGAGCGCGUUCGGCGCCCAGCACCCCUCUCCAGGGUGGUGUCGGCUCGACGCCACAGCAGCAACAAAAUCAACAGCAACAACAACCCCAGCAACAGCAGGCUCAGCAAAUUGGAGGAUCCCAAUUGACGGUCUCGCCACCACCAAAGAGUCCCAGUCACGCUGCGUUAAGAUGCAAGGACAGCCAACUCUCGAAGCCACUGAGUCGAAGUACGCCUUCGAUGACAGCCGGUGGCGUCACGAUUACUACGGCCAAUGUGAGCAGGUCGUCAACGAGGUCGUCACCGACAUCAACCAGCAGCGCGAGACAGAAGAAGUUUCAUCGUCAUUUUUCUCAGUCUGCAAAAUUUUCCGACCAGGUUACCGCGGACGAGAGGGUGCUCAAUUACUACAGCUGUGCACUGGUCGGGGACAUACUGUUACAGGGGCAUUUGUAUAUAACGCCCAACUACUUUGCCUUCUACAGCAACGUUUUUGGCUACGUGACAAAAUUAUUGAUACCGACGGUAUCGGUAUUGAAAAUAAGCAAAGAAAAAACAGCUAGAAUAAUACCGAAUGCAGUUGCGGUCGCAACGGUGGACGAGAGGCACGUUUUUUGUUCGCUCCUCUCGAGAGAUUCGACCUUCAAGCUAAUGAAGCAAGUAUGGGACGCAGCCCUCGAAGCCCGUGAUCCUGUUGCCAAUGUUUUGCCGCUUCCGGUUGAGGCUAAGCUUCUCACCCCUGAUCCAUCACUCGUCGAUGAUUCCGAGGUCAAUCCUGAAGAGGACGAUUCCAGCAUGUCUGAGAGCGGUACCGAUUUGACCUCGAGACCACCGACCGUUUGCACCGAUACCGAUGCCCUUACCACGAGCAUUCCCAGGCUCAGUUUGCCAUCCUCGAGGCUGGAGCAGAUAGCAAUGCCAAAAAUGAUACCGCCUGAGAACAAUACGAGAAUGGGUGGCCUGAGAUCGUUGAUAUGGUGCGAAAUGAGGCCAGCUACGAUAAUCGCCAUACUCGUUGCUCUCCUCGCGGCUCUCUACGUUUCGGCAGCCCUCAUGAUGCUACGAAUAGACAGAUUGCACACUGCAUAUAUCAAUCAUCCUCUCGCCUCACCAGAAAGAUUUACUCAGGAUCGUCUUAUGCAGUAUUUAACUUCAAACCUCGAUCAAAUCGUCAAGGUCAGGCAGAGCCUCCAGACUCUGUCGCAGCAGUUCGUAACGAUGGAUCGUGAGAGCGAGGCAGGUGUAUCUGGUGUAUCCGGAGUAUCCGGUGGCCCGAUCGAGGCGGACGAAUCACCGAGUUAGCCCCGGACGUUCGACGACGAUAAAACUCAACCAAAUACUACGAGUUACCCUCGGAUCGCUAGCGUGUGAAGCGCCCGGUACUUCAUUUGGAAAAAUACACACACAACACACAGAGGCGCCCAUAAUAUAGCAAACAGAAGAAAAACGAGCAGCAGCAGAGCGCAGAGAAGAAGAAAUAAUGAAAAACCGAACAAACGGCGCGGUUCGAGAUCGCUUGGUCGUCGUGCGUAGGCAUUAAUCUCGACAUUGUGUCCUUAGAGCCCGUUAGGCUCUGCGCGAAGAGUUAGGCAGCUCGCUAAAACAGAAUUGAGAGUCAAAAGAGUGAAAGAAGCAAAAAAAAACAGAAUAUAAUAGACGCGUUCAUUUGAGAGAAUAAAGUAAAACGUAAAACUCUCUAAGGUGAUUCGUGGAAAAUUUAUGUAUACCCGUUAGCCAGGGAUCGCGUAGACCGAGGAGUCGCAAUGGGCUUUUAUAGGCUGCUUGGGUCACGGGCAAUUAUAAUAAGAUACGACGAAAUUUAAGUUUUUUUUUUCUCUCGAAAAUUCGUCAACUUCGGAUCAAGGCCGAAAUAUUUGUUGACGAAUCUUCGAACGUUUUCUCGGGCACGCGAUCGGGGGGAAUGCGAAAAAAAAAUUCUCUUAUUCUUUUGUUGGUACUAGUCACGCGUUAUCGAAUGAAUAAAAAAAUAAAAUAAAAUAAUAAGGAAAAGAAAAAGAAAAAAAGAUAAUAUUUAGGUAUAAUACACAUACAUAAAGUGCAAUAUGUAUGUCGGUGUAUAUCUCGGGGUGUGAAUGUUGUACGAGGCCUCCUACGCCAAAUCGACUUUUUUGGCUCUUGAAUUUGCUCCCACAACCGCCAUUUUGUAAUGCCUUGUUUGAGCGAAAUUUUCAACGUCAUUAUUGAUCGAUGAUUUUGAUUCACGUUCAUUUACAAAACGUUCUCUCCAACGUUUCCUUAUCGGCGCCACUUUCAUCUCGAAUCGUCAGCUAUUAUUUCACUGCAAAAAGUCAUUGAAAAUUGAAGGCAAUCGCGGUACCGUCGAUAAAUUAUGGGUGCACCUCGACAACGGUACGAGCCCAACUCGAAGCUUAGUCGAGCCAACCGAAAGUUCCUUAAACUGCUGCGACGAAGCGUUUUUAAAUUGAGUCUCCCGACGUAUAUCCGAGAGAGGCAAAAGAGUAAUGCACAAAAUGGCGGACUCGAGAAACACGUCGAAAUGGCGUUGAAUGCCCAACGUACAUACAUGUUUAUUAAAGUCGUAGAUAAAAAAAAAAAAAACAAAAAAAACACAAAAAACAAAGAAAAAUGCAUAUUCCGCAGAUAACCUGUCCGUUAUAUUAUGUAUUUUCAGCUAGUCCGGCACUACCAUUGCUAAACAAUAACGAUUAUAAUAUUAUUACUUACGAAGAAGCAGGAAAUGAAGAACAAAAGUAAAGCCCAAUCACGAGAUAUGAUAAAGGGAAUGGGGAGGGGCGGAAAAUGAUCGGGUUAUCAAUGAUUUAAGAAGGUUAUCUUUCCAUAUGAUUGCGAUAUAUGUUUUAUUCCAUACUCGGUACAAUGAUGGGGCGGGGAAGUAAGCAGAAUGAAAAGAUUUGUCGUAUAAAUAAAAAACCGCGGCCGGGCUGUCGGAAAAUGUUUGCAAACACACACACGGGGAAGAGCAUUAUAGAAAAAGAAUAAAAAACAAAAUAAUAUAUAGAAAAAUAAGGGGUUCGUGAAAACCGAUGUACCUGCAAACGAAGCCUGUGGCCGAGAGCCACGCUCGCGCUGUUCGCGCACCGAUACGCUCUCUUUCGCAAGAGUAUAGGCAAAAAGUGCGAACAUUAUGCGAGGGUAUAUGGAAAGAACGGAACUGGAUUUGGAAACAAUAGCCCAGACUCAAAAAAAAAAAAGAAGGAAUAAAAAACGAAACAAAUAAUACGGAAACGAUGAGAAAAGGCGGUUGACUGUGAUAAUACGAUUGACGUUGUGGAAGCCUCGGGCGGAAGUAGACUGCGUUCGACUAGGCCGUGAAGCGCGUUACGAUUGCACACACAUUGCCAAGAGCCUUCGAACGGAGUCGACGUUCGCCACGACGCCAGCGUGGGUUUAAGAAAAGUGCUGUUAUAUUGAUUAGCCAAUAUUUGAUGUAAUUAUUAAUAUUUAGACUAAUCGUCGAAUGAAAACAAAACAAGGAAAGAUACGGAAAAACAAAAAAUUGUUUCUCGCUCGUGAUUGAUUGUAUUGUUUCAUCACGUUGUAAAACGUGCUAUAUUUGCACGAGUUCCAUCGUUUAUUUAACAGUGUUGCGAUUGCGAGUUACUUCUUUUCUUUAUUUCUCCUAAUUUCCAAUGUCGUUGGUUAUUUUUCGCUAGGCUAUGUACGAUUAUUCAAUAUUUAAGCCAGUUAUUAAACAUUUUUUUUUCUUCAAAGAGAAAAAGAAACACCAAUUUUUUCAUCAAAUUGCGAUGCUAAAUAAAUGCAAAGGACGAAUAAUAGCUCGGUAUCAAGUGCCAUGGAAUCUGCGGGGCUGAAUGAAAUUGCACGACUUUGUAUUCGAACUUUUUCAAAAUGCACGAACCUGCAAAUGAACAGAAAACACACACCGGGACGUUGACUCAACUGUACGCAGGAUUUAUCAUAAUUAUAUAUUUUUUUCUUUCGAACAAGUCUGAUGAAAUACAUGUGUCUGUGCCAAAUUUCGAUGAAAACAAAAAGUAUGAAACAGUUACGGCUAAAUGAUUUCGCUCGAAUCAAGAGAGCACGCGUCUCUCUUAAAGUCGUUUUCUUUUUUAUGGAAAAUCAAUGAUUACAAAUUACAGACGAUAGAAAUCCGCUACUAAAAAAACGCCCGUUUCCGCAGUCAUUAGAGAUUUAUUACUCCACUUUAAGUGUCGUUAAUAUGUGUGUGUGCGCGCGUGUGUGUGUGUAUUUUUUUUCGUCAGUUAUUGAUUUAGGUACGAUGACUACUUGCCUUAAAUGUGAAAUGUUUUUAGACUUUUAGAAGGGUGCUCAAUUCACGGUCCAUUUUUUCUUAGGGUAACACGUCCUAUAUUCUGUAUAACGAUAAACAAAACAAAAAAUCAUUUAAUCGAUGAUCGAUAUACAUAUGCACUUAUGUAUACAGGGUCUUCCCGUUAUUUCCGGUCUUUACCUUAAACUUCGGUACUCGCUCAAAAGGCUUGUGCCAUUUUAGGCAUAAUUACGAAUCUGAAACCUCGUGGAGCAGAAAGUUUACAACAAAAAAGUUUGUGACCAUUGUUUCCCCAUUUUUGAAACAUUGGUCUCGAGAGUACGUUGAAACACACACAUUUUUUAUUAAAAAAAUGUUCUGCUCUAAAAGUUUGAUUUUGUUUUUUGCAUCUUUGGUCUAACAUUUUGACACGAACGAUCGGUAGCUCUUUAUUUUGAGCUGAUGAGAAGACGGCUUCGAAAUUUUCGCCUCAACCUGGUCGAGCUCGGGAAACCCUGUAUAUCAAUGUAUAUGUAUAUUUGUGUAUAUAUAAAGAUACGUGUUCUCUGUGAGUUUUUCCCAUGCGAAAAUAAUGAGAGAACGAGAGAACGGGAUUGAAGUAACUAAACGAAAACAAAUCACCAGAUGGGAGUGUACCUACAGGCGCCAUCUAGAUGCAGCCACAAUUUCAAAAAAAAAAAAAAAAAGAAAAUGAAAAGUUAUAAAUGCGAAAUGGAAAGAUAAAUAAUAAUCACAGAUGUGAACUAUCGCACACCAGCUGUAACAGUAAUAAGGCGGCCGGACCAGAUCUAAAUCCAGUUUGGAUUGAGAUUUCCAUUAAUUAUUCGUUUCUUAUAAAUAAAGUACGAAAAAUAAAUGAAUGAAAAAAAGCGUCGUUCGAGGUGGGCCGAUUGUUUUUUUUUUUUUUUGUUUUUUCAACCAACCAGAUCACUCUCAUCGACGUUCGAAUGAAUUCCAUCAAACUACGAAUUAUGUGAGGAAGUUCAACGAGCGAUAAGCGAUUCUCCGCGUUUUUUUUUUUUUUUUUUUUUUUUUUUUUCAUUUCAGAACUAAAGUCGAGCUCAGUUCGCAAUGAAUGUCAAAGAAAAAUGCUUGCGUUCGGCAUCAAUUAGGAAUUCUGCGGUCUCGCUAAUAAGAGAGCGAUAUAUUAUUGUAUCUCGGAGGGAAGCACACAAUUAAAGCCAGCUAACCUAGUGUCUUAAUUUGCAAAACGAUUAGAUAACGUUUAAUCACGAAUUUCUCAGCUUCCUUUUUCGUUUUUUCUUUGUUCGCAAAGUGUAAUUAAGUUUGUCAGAAUCGCACUGAGCAAAUAAAUUAUUUUCAAGAGGCUAAA